AUGGACGGGGCCGAGAUGGAAGGACCGCUCUUUUUGCAGAGUCAGCGCUUCGGAACCAAGAGGUGGAGGAAGACCUGGGCGGUGCUCUACCCCGCCAGCCCCCACGGCGUGGCCCGCCUCGAGUUCUUUGACCACAAGGGGUCGGCCUCUGGGGGGGGCCGCGGGAGUUCGCGCCGCCUGGACUGCAAGGUGAUUCGUCUUGCGGAGUGUGUGAGUGUGGCCCCGGUGGCGGUGGAGAGCCCCCCUGAGCCCGGCGCCACAGCCUUCCGCCUGGAUACUGCGCAGCGCUCCCACCUGCUGGCUGCGGACGCGCGGUCCAGCAUCGCCUGGGUGCAGAAGUUGUGCCGAAAUGCCUUUCCGAAAGGCAGCUGGACUCCGGCGCCUGCCGAGAAUCCACCCAAACUUUCAGCGUUGGAGAUGCUGGAGAACUCAUUGUAUAGCCCCACCUGGUCAGGAGUCCAGUUUUGGGUAACCGUGCAGAGGACUGAGGCAGCUGAGCGCUGUGGCCUGCAUGGCUCCUAUGUGCUGAGGGCAGAGGCUGAAAGACUGACUCUUCUGACCUCUGGGACCCAGAGUCAGGGACUGGAGCCCCUGCUUUCCUGGCCCUAUACUCUGUUGCGUCGUUAUGGCCGUGACAAGGUUAUGUUUUCUUUUGAGGCUGGUCGCCGCUGCCCUUCUGGUCCUGGUACCUUCACCUUCCAGACGGCACAGGGAAAUGACAUCUUUCAGGCAAUUGAGAAUGCAAUCCACCAGCAGAAGGCCCAGGCAAGAGCCAAUCAGGCGCACGAUGUCAUGACAGUGGACUCUCAUGAACGAGACGUGGCAGAUGUGAAGCUGGCUUCCCCUUGCAGCCCCCAGGAGCUCCUGGCCAGCCCCCCAACUCUGUAUGCUGAACCUUUAGACUCUUUGCGCAUCCCUCCAGACCCUUCCCAGGACUCCCUAUAUUCAGACCCCCUGGAUAGCACCCUUGCUCGGGCAGGGGAGGGGGCGCAGUUGAAGAAACCGGCUCUCUACUGGGACUUGUAUGAGCAUGUGCAGCAGCAGUUGUUGAAAGUCAACCUGAAGGACUCCAAAGAGGAUCCCAUCUAUGAUGAACCGGAGGGCCUGGCCCCAGCCCCUCCCAGAGGCCUUUAUGACCUACCUCAGGAGCCCAAGGAUGCAUGGUGGUGUCAGGCUCGGGUGAAGGAGGAGGGCUACGAGCUCCCAUAUAACCCAGCCACUGAUGACUACGCUGUGCCUCAGAGCAUAAAGCCUCUUCCAGCUCCCAAGCCCCAAGGCCUAGUCUUCCUGGAACCUGGCACUAAAACUGGCAAUGGUAGCAAAGACCAUAGCUCAGACUCUCCCCUGUAUAGCCAGGUCCAGAAGAGUGGGGCCUCGGGGAGCUGGGACUGUGGGCUCUCUAAAGCCGGGACCACCAGGACUGGAGUCAAGUCUGAGGGCUCCAUAUAA
This is a messenger RNA of Chrysochloris asiatica (Cape golden mole), 1449 nucleotides long. It is a transcript of the gene DOK1, whose product is annotated as docking protein 1, 62kDa (downstream of tyrosine kinase 1). The record is from RefSeq and is a predicted model, not a curated record. The transcript has 5 exons. Gene Ontology annotation, biological process: positive regulation of MAPK cascade; cell surface receptor protein tyrosine kinase signaling pathway. The coding region runs from base 1 to 1449 and encodes 482 amino acids. NCBI's taxonomy places the organism in Eukaryota, Metazoa, Chordata, Mammalia, Afrosoricida, Chrysochloridae. Gene Ontology annotation, cellular component: cytoplasm.